Molecule: messenger RNA, 1208 nt
Organism: Amphibalanus amphitrite
Lineage: Eukaryota; Metazoa; Arthropoda; Thecostraca; Balanomorpha; Balanidae
Product: chymotrypsin-2-like
Exons: 8
Coding region: 64-1173 (369 amino acids)
Biological process (GO): proteolysis
Molecular function (GO): serine-type endopeptidase activity
Source: RefSeq, a predicted model, not a curated record
CCAGUCAGUCACUCGCCACCCGUCCUGUAACACGUGGCGCGAGGUGCGCGCCGUUCACCGUUUAUGAUGGCAAAGGUGCUGCUCUGCUGGCUGGUAGUGCUUCUAGCGGCGAUCGCUACCGGCCUGCCGUCAGCCUACCGAUCCGCCCGCGCCGUCAAUGGCUUAACAACAGCAGCUCUACCCGCCGGAUGGGAUGAUAAAACUGGGACGAAUCCGAUGGCGGGUGGCCGCCCGGCCGUGGCUUCUAAGAUAGACUACAUCAAUGACUGGAACCAGCACCAGGCGGUCUCAAAGUGGCCGUGGAUGGCCAUGCUCCUCGCCAAGCAGAAGCUGGUCUUCAGGCAGCCCGUGUGCGGCGGUGCUGUGAUCAACUCUCGGCACGUGCUGACGGCGGCCCACUGUCUGGAAAAACACGCUACGAAACGGAACACGAUGGUGGUGCGGCUGGGGGACUACGAUCGAAGUACUUUUAUGGAUGGCGUCCACACUGAUUAUGAAAUCGAACGGUUCGUCAUGCCACCCAACUAUAAAGUGAACGCAUCCAACCACGACAUCGGGCUGAUUCGGCUCAAAAAGGAGGUGCAGUUUUCUCCGUUCGUGUGCACGAUACCGCUACCGGACGGCCCCACCGGAGAUCUGGGUGGAGAGCCGGUCAGCGUGGCCGGCUGGGGUCGCACCAGAGUGAGCUCACUCAGCAAUAAGCUACAGGAGAUUCAUAUUUCCGGAGUCAGCGCAAAAACCUGCUACAAGAAGUAUUUGAAGCGAUACCCUGGGCUUGACAAGCUGCUUAAUUUCCCCGGUGGCUUUAUGAUCGACACAAAAUUAUGCACAAAACCAGGAGAUGGACAGGGCAUAUGUGAGGGUGACUCGGGCGCGCCGCUGGUGGAUAGGAAGCGCUUCAAGCUGGUCGGUAUAGCGUCAGCUACCGUCGGCAUCUGCGGCUACUCCGAGCUGCCGGAACUGUUCACCAGGGUCAGCGCCUACCUAGACUGGAUACGGAAACAUGCCAGCAUACCCGGGGUCAAGACCAAAACGCAGCACUGUAAAAACACUCUGGCCGUCACUAAGAAAACUGCGAUUUCGUUUGGUGGAUCGACUGGGACAAUCGCGAAAGGCUCAAAAGGUCUUCAGAUUAUUGGCAUCGCAUCCGCAAAACCCUCAAAAACUGGCUGAACUUAGCUGUAAAAAUAUUACGUAUGAAACUUGUA